Molecule: messenger RNA, 4480 nt
Organism: Lethenteron reissneri (Far Eastern brook lamprey)
Lineage: Eukaryota; Metazoa; Chordata; Hyperoartia; Petromyzontiformes; Petromyzontidae
Gene: AVEN
Product: apoptosis and caspase activation inhibitor
Biological process (GO): negative regulation of G2/M transition of mitotic cell cycle
Source: RefSeq, a predicted model, not a curated record
GCGGCACACGAUUACAUUUCUGCCCUCUUAUUUACAAUUACAAUUGUUCUUGUAUAAUAUUUGAAAACGCUGCGCCAGCUGUCAUCUCCGUCGUGGAAUACAAAUAUGUAAAUGUUUAUUUUGAGCGAUGUUUGUGAGUCAUUCUAGCUUGGGUAUCUGUGCACGCGUCAUCCAUCCGGCGGUGUAACAACAUCAUGAGGCCGGACGAGUACAAGCAGCGGCGCAGCGUUGAGUACAGGCGGCGCCAGGGAGGCCGACCACCGGGGGACGGGGCGCCACCUGCGGCCGUCAGGGGACAGCGCAGGGGGGGCGGCGGCCCCCAUCACCCAGGGAGGCCAUGGGACCCCCAGGAUCAGGGACCCGGAGCCCAUCACCAAGGGAGGCCCUGGGACCCCCAGGGUCGAGGUGCGGGACCCCAUCACCCAGGGAGGCCAUGGGACCCCCAGGAUCAGGGACCCGGAGCCCAUCACCAAGGGAGGCCCUGGGACCCCCAGGGUCGAGGUGCGGGACCCCAGCGGCCAGGGAGGCCAUGGGGCCCAGGGCAGCGAGGGAGGAUGAGAGCGGGGGCGGGGAGGGCGCGAGGGUGGAGGGGAGGCCACUCGCAGCAGUAUGGCAGGGACGAGUCGGCUGGAUUUGGGGCUAAUGAGGAGGGAGCGGAUGAAGAUGUGUGCACGAGAUAUGAGGAGGAAGAGGAGCGGCGCUUCUCCCGACGGAAGAUUGUCAGUAAUUGGGAUCGCUAUGGGGGCGGCCAGGAGCCAGCCGCUGGAGGGGGGAAGGAGGGUCCCGUGCUGGAAGAGGAGUCUCAGGCCCCACGUGGCUCCGACUUCUCUGAGCUCCUCAGCUCAGCUGGCGAUUCCUUUGCCCAGUUCCGCUUCACCGAUGAGAGGGAGUGGGAGGCAGAAUCGCUGGAGCGGCGCCAGAUGGACGCUCUCUCCAUUGACUGCGAGGCCAUUGCCCUGGCUCUUCAUGGACUACCGCGUCACUUGAGACUCAACAUCGAACCGGAGAUAAUCCUGGAUGUGAUCCCCAAGGAUAUUGGGAAAGUUCCAACAUGGUCAGUGCCUAAACUAGACUUUAAGCAACCUACGGUUCACAAGCUGGCCUUCACUGCUCCCAGCCCUGCCACCACCACCACCGCCGCCGCCGCCGCCUCUACCACCACCACCACUCUCAUUGCCUCCAAGAUUGUUUCCCCUGCCACUACUACCAACAUUCACUCACGAGACACGUCAGGGUCCGGCACAGACGCACACCAAACGGACUCCGCUAGCCUGCAUUUAGUCACCGAGGCAAAGAGCAGAGGCCCUUCAACUCCAAAGGAGCCAGAUGGUGGUGGCGUUGGAAGGAGCGUUUUGGCGAACGUGGAGGUCGUGCCAGACGUGCUGGAUGAAGAGCUGGACUUCCUGCUCUCACUCGACAAGGCAGCAGCACCGCAGCCGCCCUCUGUGCCUGCGGAACACUCCCCAGAGAGCGCGCCGGGCGGUGAGGAGGAGCCGGCUGGUGUGGCCAGCGCAGCAGCUGGACUGGACAACCUCGCUGGUGCCGAGUCAGAUUUAACUGACACCGCUGCCAAUGAUGCGGGCAGCGGGCUCGGCAACGACCAGGCUGCGGAAGAGAUGGGCGCACCACCAAAGGAGGAGGCAGAAACACAAGUGCCCACCUCAACUGAUGACCUGGAAGACUGGCUGGACAGCAUGAUUGCGUGACAAGUGUCGGGAAGGCAACGGUGUGCAGUUCGAAUAGAGAGUAUGGGCGCUAUGAAGAUCUGGAGGAAUUGUGACCAGUGCACGAACGGGGUUCAAUCCAAGAAGUGUCGUCGGACAUUGUGACUGACUGCGUUCGGUGGUUGAAGGCAUAUUCUCUACUGUCUUUGUGUGUUGUUCAUGAACUAAGCAAUAGCUUCUCAUAAUUGUGAAAUAAACUUGAGUGUGGCAGCAAAUGGUGGCAAUUUUUGCUCUGUCGGGAAACACCCUCCUGAGUGGGCCUUAAGUUAUUGCUCUGCUUGAGAUGUUUCUGGCAAUUCCUUAUUUUGAGGGUUCGGACUGAUGUUCCUUUAGUUUAAAAAGUGAGCAACCUUGUGCCAACCGUACUUGCUAUUGAGCCAGCUUGCGCAGAUGAUGGCUCAUUUCCCAGAUUUUCUUUGACAAUUCGUGCUUAAAUAAAUAUGAACCCACCCGCAUGGCAAUGUGGUGGCCUAUUGUGAAACAGUACAGCAAGUAUGUUUCUGUGGUUCAACUAUUUCCCCCUGGCAUGUAUGUUGAAUUGCUCCAGACAUUAAAGUGUCCCGAUUGAAUGUGUGACUAAAACCAAGUGUACCUCUGUGAAGUCAGUACAUGGGGAAUCACAUGUCACAUUGUCACACUGAGGACGUUGACAAGGUUCUUGUUGGUGGACAGCUUUUGCAUUAGUUUAAUCCAUUAUAGUUGUAGCACUAAAGGUGACGUAUGCUGAUGUUUGGUCUGACAUGUCUCAAUUGAACUGAUGGAUACAUUAGAAGGGCGCACUCAUUACACACAACGUGCUUGUCACAUGAACCACGAUACCUUGGUGAUCUCGUCAAGGAGCAUAAACCAUCAUCACGCACUCUGGUCACCCUCGCAGCGGCUUUUGGCUGCUGGCCAUCGAACAAAGACGGUCGCUCGCUGCAUCGCGCGCUUUCAGAGGCGCUUCUGCGGCCGUCUGGAACGCUCUUCCGAUAUGAGGAAGCCAUUGGAGCCAUGCACUUUUAAAUAAUUUCGAUUGAAAACGUAAUUUAUUUAGAACUGCUUUUCGUGUUUAGUUUGUCCUCCGAAUAGCACGGUUGGCUACGUAUGGUGCGAAAGAAGUUCAACACUUAUACAUACAGUGGACUUUCUCACAGUCUCGUCCAAGUUGAAUAAGAUGCGCAUGAACGCUUUAAAACGAGUACUUCAUAUAUUUAAAGUUCACGUGGUAGUGGAGAAGUAGAAGUGUAGGCAACAUAAAGAGCAGGCGGAACGUUUGCUACCAAGUUUUAACGGAGAUGUCGGAACAAAUUAGUGUGUGUUGAACUGUACAGUAUGUUGAACUUAUUUCGUACCAUGCGGUGGAAAGGCGACUAAGCAGUUAUAAAUAAACGAGUUUUCAGUCGAGAUUUCCAAUCUAGAUUUAGCUUAAAAUGGGAAUCGCUUCGGAAGCUAAACAAAUUGCGAGUUCUCACUGAGAAUAUGGGGCCCAGUGGGCGAGCCGUCUCCCAUUUGCUUGCUAUUCAGCGCUCGAAAUGUAUUUCCCUCCCCCCACUUUCAAGCAGGUCGGGUCGAGGAUUGUUUUCAAACUCGGAGCACCGCAACAUGCCGAUGUUCUCAUUAGGAAUUCUCAGUUGCAACGCGGAGAGUGGUUUGAUUGUUUUGUUGUAAGAAAAGCACGGGCGGAGGCUCGGAAGCCUUACCAACCGACGCUACGUUGUGGAUUCGCUCUCUCGUCUUCUUCUUUUCCAAUCCGAUUGCAUGCGCGUUGAACCCCUUUGUGUCGAGACGGGGGUACACGCGAGGUGCGCACAUGUUAUUGUAACAACGAAACCGUGUGCGUGGUCACGUUGAUGAUCCAAUGACACUGUCGAACGUGGUGCAAUCAUCCGCAUUGACGGCUGUGAGGCCAGUUCUGGAAAUUCCACAUUCCCAUGGCAGAGAUCAUGCUCUACAGGAAAGUACUUAAUUUCCUUUGUGGCAUCAGUGACAAUGAUGGGUUAGACCCCCUGAAUGGGUUUUACGCUCAUGUCUUAAUUGUGAACCUCAGGCCCCCAGCGGGUCAGACAUGGGACGUUCUACCCUGUAUUGUGUAACUGGCAGCGGUUGCCAUUUAUUUACUCUGCGGUUACUUAAACUUUGACCGUUCUUCACAACAGCCGCUGACAUUGUGGAGACAAGGAAAGCGAGCGCUCACACGUGCCGAGAACAAUUUACUCGACUCUAGCAGGAAAGCGCAUUGGCCCAGCGAUCGCACUGUUUGGUGGCAGCAACUGCGGUGGCUGCACAAGUCGUAAAUAUUGGGCGUCGAAUUUGGAAGAAAAAAAAUACCGAAAAUUACGUUCUUUCGUUAAUCCACUGCUGGAUACGGGGCCAUCCCCACAUUGCAUAAAGAUGGACCCACCUUUAUGGUUCUGGGAGAUGUUUAACCAUACCACCCAAUCAGGGCAGGAUGGUGAAGGGUGAGCAUAAACAGCUUAGUAUUAGAUUUUGAUGAACUGCCCUCUGCUGUCCACAACGCUCGUCCAUUAAUCAUAACAUGAGAGAAAGUUUCACUGGCUGUAUUCCUGCCUGCCUGGAUUCCCGCCUGCUUGGCUGGCUUCCUGCCUGCCUGGCUAUAAUCAUGCCUGCCUGGCUAGAUUCAUGUCUGCCUGGCGAGAUUCAUGCCUGCCUGGCUAGAUUCCUGCCUGCCUGGCUAGAUUCAUGCCUGCCUGGCUAGAUUCCUGCCUGCCUGGUUUCGUGGCCCUUGGCCAAGUGGUUCACGUCACCAGCAUCCC